Messenger RNA from Aureobasidium melanogenum CBS 110374, 591 nucleotides. RefSeq lists its product as uncharacterized. Bases 1 to 591 code for a protein of 196 amino acids. The record is from RefSeq and is a predicted model, not a curated record. NCBI's taxonomy places the organism in Eukaryota, Fungi, Ascomycota, Dothideomycetes, Dothideales, Saccotheciaceae. The transcript is spliced from 2 exons.
AUGACCAUCCCUCAGUAUUGCUACCCGCUCGAACUGCUCGAAGAAGAGCUUGAUGAAGAAGAACUUGACGAGGAUGAGCUUGAAGAAGAGCUUGACGAUGAACUGCUCGAUGAUGAACUUGACGAAGAGCUUGAGGACGAGCUUGAUGAUGAAGAGCUCGAUGACGACGAGCUUGACGACGAGGAGUUAGAUGACGAAGAGCUUGAGGACGAACUACUGGACGAAGCAGUGCUCCAUGAAGACCUGCUUGAGCUUGAAGAAGAGCUGCCGACGCUGUUGCUGCUACUGCUACUCUUGAGUGAUGAGGAAGAACCGCUUGUGUUUGCUGAUGUCGCGUGGCCUGAAGAGGACACAUUCUGCGAGGAAGAUUUGCAGCCGGAAGAGGAUACGUUACUCGAGGAAAACGUGUUCGAAGAGGACACUGCCUCCCGCUUGUGCACUUGUACGGCUGCCAUUGCAGCGCCACCCACAUUUAGAGUCAGAAGGCUUAACAAAAAUGUUGCCAGGACCUUCGGAGUAUCAGCACCAGCCAAUGCACUCGACGCAGCGGGGGCAAAUGGCAAGAGCAUCCAAGCUAAUUUCAGAUCCUGA